CAGCCGCCAUGGGCACUAUGAGGGCAGGCGAUGCGGGGGCCCCGUCGCCUGCGAAGAAGGCGGCGGCCGCAGCGGCCUCAACAGCCGCUGCCUUUGGCGCGCCGCCCGCCGCUGCCUUUGGCGCGCCGCCCGCCGCUGCCUCUGGCGCGCCGCCCGCCGCUGCCUCUGGCGCGCCGCCGGCCCAGUGCAUCGCGCAGCUCCUCGAGACGGACCAGUCGAUGCAGCAGGGUCACGUCAAGGAGUGGGUGCGCCAAGUGAAGCACUACGUCGACCAUAGUUUGCUCAGCUUCCUGGGGCAGCGCAAGCGCGAGGUGUCCUUCGCGGUGCCCGCCAAGUGUUAUUUGAUUCCGCCGUUGGCCAUCACUGAUGCUGCCUCUGGCGCAAACCUCAGUUCGUUUCGCGAGGUCAUGGACUACGACAACCUGGUUGCGAGCUUCUCCCGCACCAAGGAGUGCGAGGCAGCGGGGGCGGCGUGGAUGUUGGACCCGGCUUGCUCGGACAUCGACGACGUCACCGUGAGCCAGCUCGAGGGUGCCAUGGGCAUGUGGUCGGAGGAGGCGUACUCCCUUUCCUCCAAUCACGCGCCCUCGCGGCGCCUCUCCUUCGACGCGCCUAUCCCCGCCUUGGUGGUCGACGUCAAGGUCGCCCAGCGGUUUGAGCCUAACAAGCUUGGAGUUUGCUUGACAGAGGCUCUGGCCAUGCUCGCGGGGCGCGCGGUGGUCAUCACGUGGCGUGCUGCUAUGAGCGAGGCGCUCCAGCAGUCCAACGAAGACCGCGCGUGGCAUGUGUUCAAUGCCGCGUUGUCCGUGCCCAUCAGGAUGCGUUUGCUGCCUGAUGGCGACGCGACCCACUUGGCCGCUCUGGCAUUUUCAGAGAAGAUGUUCUCUGCGUAUGCUGCCUCUGGACCAGUGUCGAAGCUGGAGGCUGCGCUGAAGGCCUACGGCCUCCAGCUCACAGGAAAAGCGCGCACCACUGCAACCGCCGCGGCGCUGAAAGGUCUGCGCCCUUUCGUCCUCGACGGCGCCUGCAGUUCGGCUUUCGCGCUGGCCGAAGUGCAUUUUCCAGAGCUUCGCGACCGGGCGCUUCUCAUGGGGAUCGGCUUCGCCUGCUCCGCGAGGGGUGGUUCUGACGCCAAGGCCAGGGAAUUGCUCGUUUUCAUCAUGAACAGUUUCCGCGUGGCCCGCUUGACGGGCGACGUCCCGAAGGGCGGGAAACUGGUCGUGAGCCGGGCCGUCGGGCGCGAUAGCAAGACGCCAGGGAUGCUCCACGCGCUCUUCAAGAAAAAGGAGCUCGUCGAGUACAUCUUUCACGAGGCGUUUCUCAUAAACAAGGAAGUGGGGAACGACGUGGCGGCAUGCGGCGGCGCCGACGGGGUGGAGACAUAUUUUGCGCUCCCCGUGGCUGAGCAUCGGAACACCGUGGAUGUCAAGACGAAGGCGAUGAUCGACGUCGCGUGGUCUCUGUGGUCGAGCGCUUUCGACGACGAAAUUGCCGAGCUUGCCCAGCAGGAGUUGCAGAACAGCACCACUGCGUUCGUCUGGCACGCGUACCUCACCGAGACCAGCCAGGGCGCUGGUGCCAAGUACCGCGUCUUCGUGGCCGCGUGCACGGGCGGGCCCAUCACCGCCGACCCCGAUGAGGAUGCAAAUUUCGGCUUGUUGGGGAUAUCCGAGCUCGGGGACGAGCAAAAGGCAGAGCUCCAGAAGCUCCAGGAGCAGCUCGAGCAGCUCCGCAGGAAAACUGUGAAGUUCGUCAGUUUGCCGUCUGUCGGCGGUGCCUCUGGCGCGGAGUACGCAAUGGCGCAGAUGCAAGGCUUGUGGGAUGCGCUCAGCCUCGGGCGCCGCUUCGGGAGGAAGAAGAAUGACGUUCGCGUGUUCAUCCUCUCAGCGGACUUGUUCCCGCCCAACGUCGUCAAGCAAGGCGCCAAGGCGAGGGGGAACGAGCAGGUGGCGUGUGACGAGGCGAAGUUCAAGCGCGUCAUCGAGUCCUGGUUGCAGAAGAGGCAGAAGGAUGAUGUCCUCAUCUUCCUCGACGGCAGGAGCCGCGCGAACCGCAGGGUAAUUGAGUCCUUCGAUGCGAAGUUGGAGUCAGGAGGCACCCACGCGUACGUCGAGCGCUGGUUCGUGCACGAGCAACCGGCGAAGAAGGCGGACCCGCGGUCCGCGGCCAGGGCGUCGAGCUACACGAAGAACAACAGUGAGACAGCCAUUUUCUCGAUGCCACUCAAGGGCCCGCCGCGGGAAGUGCUGCACCGUGCGGAGUUCAACGCGUGCGGCGAGUCCUCGACCGCAGACACGUCAUACAGCGGUAUCCCAAUGCGGCGUUUCUCCGAGCUCCCUCGCAUGGACCACGAGACGAAGAUGAACAUCUUGGGAGCUGCAUCUUGCGCUAGCGUUGACGGGAAGCAACCGCGCCUGCAGGGGGACAUCGACUCGAAGGGCCACCCGUUCUCGCACACCGAGGUGAAGCCGCUCAGCUUGUGGCAGACUCUCGUGGAGCACCACAAAGUGACCCACGCCGUAGACUUCACUCCAGGUUCUGGCGCUUUGGCUGUUGCUGCCUCUGGCGCAAUUGAGUACGAAGGCUUCGCUGCCAACGAUGCGCACCAGGACUGGCUCGACUCCAUCGUGGACAGGUGCGCGAUGCACAAGGCGGGUCACGAGGAGGGGUACGCGGAGCAAUUGGGCGGCGACGCCGAGUUCGUCGAGAAA
This is a messenger RNA of Prorocentrum cordatum, 2711 nucleotides long. The record is from the annotation of a GenBank genome assembly. Lineage: Eukaryota; Dinophyceae; Prorocentrales; Prorocentraceae.